This is a messenger RNA of Topomyia yanbarensis, 928 nucleotides long. Its product is annotated as 26S proteasome non-ATPase regulatory subunit 9. Bases 91 to 744 code for a protein of 217 amino acids. Gene Ontology annotation, biological process: proteasome regulatory particle assembly. The transcript is spliced from 3 exons. Gene Ontology annotation, molecular function: protein binding. Lineage: Eukaryota; Metazoa; Arthropoda; Insecta; Diptera; Culicidae. Gene Ontology annotation, cellular component: cytoplasm; nucleus. The record is from RefSeq and is a predicted model, not a curated record.
GUCAUUUUCGAUUAUUUUUGUUGUUUCAUUACCACCUGGGGGACAUUGCGACUUGCGAGUAAAAAUCCGAUUUUCAACUAAAUUCUCAAAAUGGUAGUUCCAUCCAACACAUCCCGCGACAUUGUUUUGGAGCUGAUCAAACAAAAGGAAUCCAUUGAAGGGAAAAUAAAUGAUCAAGGCAGAAUUCUGCAAGCGAAUCAGGUGGGCAUGAAGGACCCGCUGGUUGACGGCAAUGGCUAUCCGCGUAAUGAUAUCGAUGUAUAUCAAGUGCGACAGGCUCGACAUCAGAUUAUCUGCCUGCAAAACGAUCUCAAAGCCAUUAUGAAACAAAUUGAGCAAGGUCUGCAUACGGUACAUGCUGAAACGGCAGCUCAGCAACGGGAAAACCUGGGUUCUACAAAAUUGCUGGACAUGGAGGUGGAUGGGGAAGGUAUCCCAGCGAUUCGGAGGACGGGUCCUGUGAAACCUAUCGCUAAAGUUAAUGUGGUCAGCGAUGGCUCUCCUGCGCAAGAAGCUGGGAUUGCCUUACGUGACGAACUAAUCGAGUUUGGUACAGUCAACGCUGCUAACUUUCGGGACCUAUCCCAGAUUGGUGUUCUGGUUCGAAGCUGUGAGAAUAAAUCCAUUCCUGUGAAGAUUCGCCGCGAUGGAAAGAUAAUAGACAUAACUCUUACGCCGAAAGCUUGGAACGGACGAGGGUUGCUCGGGUGCAACAUUGUUCCAAUGGAAACAACAGAACGCUAGUGAGCAAGCUGCAUUCUUUUUCUGUUCUACGACGUAAAACGAUUUCCAUACUCUGUGUUGAUUGAAGCAACAUAGCUUUAUUUUUAUCAUUUAGUUCCCUUUCAUUCUAAAAUUUUUACCGUGCUACAACACGUUUGUUUCUCCAAUCAUGAGGAGUGAAAUAAAAAUUAUGUGUAAGUUGUGA